AUAAUCUUCAAAAGGAGGGAAAGAUUUCAAUACAAAAUGAUUGAAAUAAAACCAGAAUUCAUAUAUUUCUUGUUUUUUCAAGUAUAAAGUGGAGUGGAGCCAUGAUCCUCUGAAAGGGACUCCACCCCAUUGUCUAUGAGGCCUUGCUCUCUAAAUCCUUCAAAGGGUCAAUUGGAUCCAUGAUGUGGGUCAUGAUUGUCCAUUAUUAGGUGAAAAAGAUGAAAAAAAUUUGGAAAAAUCACAGCGAAGGUCACGCCCCAGCAUGGAGGACAUUGUAGAGGAUGAUCCCUCUUCUUCUGACUCUUCUCUGAUAUAAAAUUUGUCUGAAUCAGCCAUUUUUGAUUUGGAGCUCCAUCGAAAAACACUCCCCCUUCUCGAUUCGAUUCUGGGUCUCACGUAUUGUAUCGUUUUAGGGAUACCCUUUUGCGAUACGAUUGUUUGGCACUUGUUUUUGGUUGAAGAACUACUGAAGGAAUCCCUUGUUUUCUGUUUUUUAGGGUUCUUUUUUUAAGAUCCUUUGUGGGGUUUGGAUUUUGGGGAUGUGGGUUUGUGUGUUUGAUGGAGCUUCUUCGUGGACAUGGUGGAGUGACUCUUCUUUUGCUGGUUUCGUGUGGCUUUUUGAUCGUUUCUAGGGUUUGAUAUCGUCUUGGCUUUUGGCUUAGUAAUUUUGAGGUGUGAUUUACGUCGAAACUGAAAGGUAUAAUGGGUGUGAAGGAUCGUCAAAUUGCGACGAACUCGCCUAAUGCGAAAGUAGAAGUAGGAGAGAUCGACACUAGUGCACCGUUCCAGUCUGUUAAGGAUGCUGUCAAUUUGUUUGGUGAAGGUUCUUUCUCGGGGGAACGAGUGAUUAUGAGGAAGGCGAAACAACCUCAUUCUGCAGAGAGAGUGUUUGCAAAAGAGACUCAACUUCACUUGGCCGAAAAAGAACUGAACAAACUAAAGAAUCAGCUAAAGAAUGCUGAAACGACCAAAUCUGAAGCGCUCGUUGAGCUCGAAAAUGCUAAAAGAGCUGUUGAGGACUUGACCAAGAAGCUACAAUUGCUGAGGGAAUCGAAAGAAUCUGCCGUGAAGGAUUCGGAAGCUGCCAAGGCUCGAGCGAAGCAGUUUGAGGAGACGAAUGGAAACAAUCAUUCGGGAAAUAAUUGUGGUUGGAAACAAGACUUGGAAACGACCCGAGAUCGGUAUAUGGUAGUGAUCGGAGAACUAGAUGCUGCAAAGCAAGAAUUGAGGAAAAUCCAUCAAGAUUCUGAUGCGUCGUUGGAAGCAAAAGUAGCUGCUUUGAAACAGGUGACGGAGGCCGAGGAAUCAGUCGAAACACACAAGGUGAAAGCAAAUGAACUUUCUAAGGAAAUUUUAGCUGCACAGGAAUCCAUUGAAAAGCUCAAGCUAGCAUCCCUUCAAGCACAUAAAGAACAAGAACAGAUAUUUGUUGAGAAAGAUAUCCAGAGGAAGUCUUAUAAAGCAGCUCUUGAAGAGUCGGCGAAAAAAUUGUUUUCGUUACAGAAGGAAAUCGACCCUGAUGUCACGAGGAAUCUUGAAUUGCAGUUGAGUGAGACGAUGAAUGAAAUUGGGGAACUGCAGAAACAAAUGGACGAUAAAAAGGCGUCGGAUUUAGAUUCGGUGAAGAACGUCACAUCGGAGCUUGAUGAUGCAAAAGAGUCCUUACAAAAAGUAGCUGAAGAGGAAAGAUCUCUCCAUAGCUUGGUUGAAGCUUUGAAGUUGGAACUCGAGAAUGUGAAGAAAGAGCAUUCUGAACUCAAGGAGAGAGAAGUGGAGGCCGAAUCUACUGCUGGGAAUUUGCACGUCGAGCUCCGAAUGAGAAAAUCUGAACUCGAAGCGUACCUCGCAGAAGAAUCUAAAGCAAGAGGUGCUUGUGAAGAUAUGCUUUCAACUCUCAACCAGCUAUCUUCGGAAACCGAAAAUGCGAGACGGGAAGUGGUAGAGAUGAAAAAUAAAGCCGAAGAGUUGAGGAAGGAAGCGGAAUCCACUAAAAUAGCAUUGGAAGCUGCUGGGAAGCAGCUGAGAGUUGCACUGGAAGAAGCUGAAGAAGCAAAAACAGCUGAAGCUAGAGCCCUUGAGCAGAUUAAGGUACUCUCAGAGAGAACGAAUGCUGCACGAGCUUCGACUUCCGAGUCGGGGGCUAACAUCACUAUCUCCAGGGAAGAGUUCGAGUCAUUAAGCCGGAAAGUCGAGGAGUCCGACACAUUAACCGAAAUGAAAGUAGCUGCUGCAUUAGCUCAGGUUGAAGCCGUGAAGGCUAGCGAAAAUGAAAUUCUACAAAGGUUAGAAGCAUCCCAGAAGGAAAUUGAGGAUAUGAAGACAGCAACUGAGGAAGCUUCAAAGAAAGCAAAGAUGGCAGAAGCAGCUAAGAAGGCCGUGGAAGGAGAGCUAAGACGGUGGCGCGAGCGAGAGCAGAAGAAAGCAAUCGAAGCUGCAUCAAGAAUUUUGGCUCAAACGUCGGUGCCUUUGGAAUCACCUCCAAGCCACAACAUGAUUCAAAAGCAGAGCACAUCAAUGAAAAUGGUGUCGAGAGACAAAACAUUCUCAAAGAAGGUACUCUUACCAAACCUUAGCGGCUUAUUUGUUAGGAAAAAGAACCAGGUCGACGGUGGAUCGCCGUCCUACCUGCCCGGCGAGAAGUCUGUGUGACAUUUUCUUGAAGUAUUCAGGUGAGUAACAUAUAAUUAUUGUGUGUACAUUUGUUGCCUGCAAAUUUGUGUUCAGGUAACCAGAAAUGAUGGGUGAUUUUGUAUAUGGGAUGGUUUGUUAGAUCAUCGAUCGAAGCAUAUCGUAUCGAGAUUGUCUAUCAGCUAUCAUUCGCUUGGUUUGUUGUAAAAAAUCUUAUCCUCUUGGACCAUAUGCACUUGGAUG
Molecule: messenger RNA, 2871 nt
Organism: Cucurbita moschata (crookneck pumpkin)
Lineage: Eukaryota; Viridiplantae; Streptophyta; Magnoliopsida; Cucurbitales; Cucurbitaceae
Product: WEB family protein At5g55860
Exons: 3
Coding region: 703-2649 (648 amino acids)
Source: RefSeq, a predicted model, not a curated record